Molecule: messenger RNA, 972 nt
Organism: Lactuca virosa
Lineage: Eukaryota; Viridiplantae; Streptophyta; Magnoliopsida; Asterales; Asteraceae
Source: the annotation of a GenBank genome assembly
AUGAGUUUUGUUGAGACUUACAUUAGGUUGGUUGAUUAUUCUGUCUUUGCUUUAAACUCUCUAAUCAGAGUUUACUCCAAGAGCUCAACUCCUGAAAAAAUCUUCGAUUUCUAUAAAAGAAUUGUAAAAUCGAAUCAUAAACCUGAUAAUUACACGUUUACGUUCUUGAUCAAGUCUGCUGCACAGUUAGUGGAUAAGAAUUUGGGUUUUGCUGUACAUGGGACUGCUUUGAAAUACGCCUUGGAUCAAGACCCACAUGUUCAAAGCGGGUUGAUUAAUUUGUACGCUGAAAUGGGGUCUCUUAGGGACUUAAAAGAUUUGUUUUUUAACAUCAACAACCCAGAUUUGGUAACUCAGACAACAAUGGUGGUUGCCUGUGCAAGAUUAGGAGAUAUCAAAUUCGCACGCCGACCGAGAUGUGAUUGCCUGGAACGCAAUGAUAGCUGGGUUAAUGAUGCCACAAUGGUUUCCGUGUUAUCUGCUUGUACUCAAUUAAGUGCUUUAGAUGCAGGACAACGGGCACAUAGAUAUAUAAAGUAUAAAAAACUACAAAUCAACACAACCCUUGGUAGUGCACUCGUCAAUAUGUAUGCAAAGUGUGGGGAUAUUAACACGGCAAUGAAUGUUUUUGGGGGGAUGAAAGAAAAGAAUGUGUACACAUGGAGUGGUGCCAUGGGAGGACUAGCCAUGCAUGGUUAUGGCAAAGAGUGUCUUGACCUUUUUACCCUUAUGCAACAAGAAAACAUCACACCAAAUGAGGUCACUUUCACUUCAAUCUUAAAGGCUUGUAGUGUAGCGGGUCUUGUUGAAGAAGGUUGGAAGCAUUUUGAAUCUAUGACAAAAGAGUAUGAGAUUGUGCCAAAACUUGAGCAUUAUGGAUGUAUGGUUGAUUUAUAUGGCCGAUUGGGCCGUUUGGAUGAAACGUUACGCUUCAUCCAGAGUAUGCCAUGUGCACCCAAUGCUGAAGGAUAG